Molecule: messenger RNA, 2149 nt
Organism: Aspergillus aculeatinus CBS 121060
Lineage: Eukaryota; Fungi; Ascomycota; Eurotiomycetes; Eurotiales; Aspergillaceae
Exons: 1
Coding region: 210-1922 (570 amino acids)
Source: RefSeq, a predicted model, not a curated record
CGGUCCCUAUCACGAUGUAAGUUAUUUAAGGAGAGUCAUGUACCGACAGGGAUACAGCCUCACACGCUACACUUGCUUUACCCCUCACAGCUGAAGUCAGCUCUCAGGAUGGUUGAAGCCGAGCGAAGGUGCCAUAUAAGCGACAACAUGGCUAUACUUUCAACCAGUAUCAUCGUCUCUCGCCAAUCUUCGAGCCCCAGCAUUCAGCAAUGUCGACCUGGCUCCCUUUUAUUGUUGCCCACGUAAGGGGUUAUUUCGGGGAUAAGAGCCCUGUCCAGGAUGAACCAGGAUAUUCUUGCUUGCCAUCAGAGACUCAGACUGAUCUGGCCGGCAACACCCCUCGAGAGUCAUUCGACGAACAACAAGAAGGGUUUCCAGCUGCAACUCCGACAAGCAGGGGUCAUUCAAACCCGAUUAACGAUCAGACAUGGCAGAAUUGGGCGAAGCAAAAGACAGGUCGUUCUUACAGAGCGCCUGAAAUACCAAAAGAGCCGCAUGGCUCUGCCUAUCAGAAUCAGGAGCCCUAUGGACUGCCAUUCCCGAAUGGUAGCAUCAGUGAGGAGGGAGGAACCCUAGUGCCCUCGGCGUCAGAGUACGACUCCGACGCAGAGGAAGCCGAUGUGAUACAAGUGAAGCAUCUCGAUCAGGACGAUAUGAUCAAGAAAAUGAUCGAAGCACUAGGCAAAAAGUGUGAUAAUCAGCCAGGAUAUGUGUACACCUUCUUUAACCCAGAGUCAGAGCCCAUAACCAGCAACCCUGUUAAGGUCGGCCAAGCGACGGACCCCGAACAACGAGGAAAUCAACACAAAACAAAUUGCAAGCGCGAAAACUGGGAAAUCGAAUAUGCCCACUCCUUCAGAGGAUACAAAUGUGUGGAGAGACUGGUCUUGAUCGAGCUGCACAACCGGCGAUCUAACGAUGUCUGCAACUGUGGGACAAGACACAGAGAGUACUUCAAUGUUGACAAAGCUUAUGCGUCUGGACUCAUUGAAUCUUGGCAAACCUGGCUGCGAACGUAUGAGCCAUAUACCCGUGGUGGGAUAUUGAAGACUGUCUGGCAAGACCGACUAGACUUGUUUCAAAGCCAGUCUUCUAAGUUUUUCUUGUGCGAAACGUGCAAGGUCAACCGGACUUCCACAUCAGACCCGAAGGCAAAAGAUUGUUGCAUUCGAGCAGGAUGGGAAGCAUGGACUAAUCCAGCGCGGUCCAAGUACAGAUACCAAGCCUUCCUUGCUCUAAUCAAAGACACUCGCAUAUCUCACUCUUUGACAAGGCCCGCCAGGUUCCUUUUGAUGAUUAUAUGGGCGAGGCUUCUCAUUUCCGCCAUAUUUUAUGGCGGUUUACCCAUCCCAGCAUCGUCGGACACAAUAUCCGUGGCGCAUGCAGCAUUUUUGUCGCUUGGAGUAGUCUUUGACCUUCUUGUCUCUGCUAUCUUGUUCCUGUGGGUAUCAUUUGCGCCAAACCGCGAGAUAGCCCGGAUUGAAGACACUGAAGCAUCCGAGUCCCCUCGCAAAGAGAGUAAAGCCGGAGCGGAUUCAGUCAAGGAGUCAUGCACUACUCCGACCAAGUCUAUUAGGAAAAAAGCUGCGGAGAAAACACCGCCGUCGACUCCAAAGAGAAUGGAUAGAAAGGCACCCAAGUCUUCUCCAACCCCUCAAGAAGAUAUGGAACUCAGAGCGAGGCCACGUCACGAGCCGUCUGCUACUCCGAUCAAGUCUCCUAAGACCAAAGGUGUUGGCAAAAGAUCGAGAAAGGUAUCGGAUAGUCCUCCGGCGCUUGGGAAUGAGAAACCAGCCACCAAUGUCAGCAGUAACAUGACACCUCCGCACCACUCGGGAACGACUUGGCCCAUAGAUACCUCGACUCCCCCUGCACUUGGCAAGAUGCUUGAGCGCUCAUUUGACUCCAAUUUAGCCAGGUAGAGGGCAAGGUAUGGGCAGCGCCAUACUCUAUCUUUUUGUGAAUGCCGUUCUAUGGACACUUAAAUCACUAUACCUAUAAACUUGCUUGUGAAUGUUCUGCUUGAUGAUCUAUGUCUUCUAUUGUUUUCUGUUUUUGAGGUGAAUUGACCUGCAGCUGUUUGGGAUGAAUUGACCUGCAGCUGUUUGGGAUGACUUUUCCGCGGUUAGUCUUGGCAUGACUCUUUCUC